This is a messenger RNA of Chionomys nivalis (European snow vole), 2071 nucleotides long. RefSeq names its product NK1 homeobox 2 (gene Nkx1-2). The transcript has 2 exons. Gene Ontology annotation, cellular component: nucleus. The record is from RefSeq and is a predicted model, not a curated record. Lineage: Eukaryota; Metazoa; Chordata; Mammalia; Rodentia; Cricetidae. Bases 23 to 949 code for a protein of 308 amino acids. Gene Ontology annotation, molecular function: RNA polymerase II cis-regulatory region sequence-specific DNA binding; DNA-binding transcription factor activity, RNA polymerase II-specific. Gene Ontology annotation, biological process: regulation of transcription by RNA polymerase II; cell differentiation.
CUCCAGUCCGUGGGAGGCGGGCAUGCUGGCAUGGCAGGAUGGCGGGGCCAAGGCGGCUCCUUCUCACCACAAGAUUUCCUUCUCUGUCCUGGACAUCUUGGAUCCGCAAAAAUUCACGCGAACUGCGUUCCCACCGGUGCGUCUAGCUGCCCGGGAAGCCAAGAAAAGUUUAGCGGCGGUGGAAGCAGGGGAAGCCGCCAGCCCCGAGUCUACGAUCGGGUCGCAGGACAACCCUGAUGCUACGGGUCGAGGCAUUGGCCCCGCAUCCCCCCUGGAAGGCUCGGAAGCGGAAGAGGAGGAGGAAGCUGAGGACGCGGGGCGCGCGCAGCUGCAGGAGCGGCCGGAGCGCUGGCAGGGGCUUCACCAGGGCUCUCCAGAGGCCCGGGCCGUGGUGACGGGAGUCGGGGAGAGUGGCACCGACCGGCUGCCAACGUCCCCCGGCUCCCCCGGCUCCCCGCGGCCCAGGCGCCGGCGAUCCGAGCCUAGCUGCGCCAAGCCAAGGCGCGCGCGCACAGCCUUCACCUACGAGCAGCUGGUGGCUCUGGAGAACAAGUUCCGAGCCACGCGCUACCUGUCAGUGUGCGAACGCCUGAACCUGGCUCUGUCGCUCAGCCUCACCGAGACGCAGGUCAAAAUCUGGUUCCAGAACCGAAGGACCAAGUGGAAGAAGCAGAACCCGGGGGCCGACGGCACAGUGCAGGCGGGGUGUGGUACGCCGCAGCCUGGGACACCCGGUGCAGUGGCGGGAGCCUGCGGCAGUAGCACCGGAAGCAGUCCUGGCCCCCAGGUUCCAGGCGCUCUGCCGUUCCAGACUUUCCCCACCUAUCCUGCGAGCAACGUCAUCUUUCCCCCUUCCUCCUUCCCGUUAACGACAGCCGCCACGGGGAGUCCCUUCACUCCUUUUCUUGGGCCCUCCUACUUGACCCCUUUCUAUGUCCCGCACCUGUAAAUCGGGUAUUCCAAACGAAUCGGGAUUCCCGAGUGAUCAGUAUGGUGGUGUGGACCUCUGCAUCACCGAGGGGCACUGACCGCCCCCUCCUGGUGUGUUGGUGUCUGUGUGCCCCUUCCCUCUAGCCACCAGAGGGCGAGGAGAAGCCACCUGCUGGACUCCAAACCACACAGGCCACUGAGGAGUCAAGAAAGUGUCCAGACCAAGCUGAUUUCAAACCUUCCAGCUUCUGGACGUCGCUCUUCGCUUUCAUUCACUUCCAGGACUCUGUUUUUAAAGGGCCUGGGUAGUCAAUACCAGGCUAAUAAGGGUUGCCAGGGUGGAGACCAGAGGGAGCCAAGAAUGUCCUGGGCACCAGCUGCUAUCACCAAAGACUGAAUAUUUAAAGGUCCCAGUACGUUCCGAGAAGAACUUUCCUUCCUGGUGGUGGAAUUGGCUCAACACAGUACUUCCUCUCACGUCCUGAACAAAGCUGGAGCCAGUUGGACCCAAAGCAGAAGCAGCUAUCAAAUGGACUAUUUUCAAGAUGCCUAACUCAGCAUUUCUAGAUCUUCAUUUGAGAUUCAGGCUUGAGCCAGUUACUGAUGCUAACAGACUACCUUGUUUUCUGUGUGCAGACUCUAGGUGUAUCAGGAAGUUGUUUAGCAUUGUGCCUAGACUGACGUGGAAAAGACACAACUCUGUUGCCUCGCAGGGUUUGAGAAUAGCUUGGCCAGACGACAGCAGUGCCCUAAAUGCACAAAAAGGACAGUAAAGGGAAUGAUGACCCAAAGGCUAUGGUGAAGUCUGUGUGUGAGUUGUUGUGAUGUGCUCAUCUGUCCAUCCUACACCUUCAUGGAUUUCCAAACUGACAAGUUGGAACAGAGCAAGAUCCACCAGCAGACAUUGCAGUCAGGCUUUUGACUACAUUUUUGAAAGCACAAAUGUAACAUUUAAAAUACCCGAGAUUCUGACUUGAAAACCAUUCUUGUUCUAAACAGAUUUUUUGUUGUUGUUAUUGUUGUUCCUCCUAAUGAUGGUGAACAAGCAAAAGUUGUAAGAGCCUGGAAAGAAAUACUUACCAAAUGUAAAGAGUUGUGGAGGCCAAAACCUUUUUCACCAAUGGGCUCAAGGAUACAUAUG